Messenger RNA from Myiozetetes cayanensis, 2373 nucleotides. RefSeq names its product VPS52 subunit of GARP complex (gene VPS52). Gene Ontology annotation, molecular function: syntaxin binding. Lineage: Eukaryota; Metazoa; Chordata; Aves; Passeriformes; Tyrannidae. The transcript is spliced from 20 exons. The coding region runs from base 298 to 2094 and encodes 598 amino acids. Gene Ontology annotation, biological process: retrograde transport, endosome to Golgi; Golgi to vacuole transport; lysosomal transport. The record is from RefSeq and is a predicted model, not a curated record. Gene Ontology annotation, cellular component: GARP complex.
GCGGCGCAGGCGGAGGUGGCGGCGGCGGAGGCGCCGCUGGGGGCGGAGCUGGAGGCGGAGCUGGACCUGGAGGGGGCGGAGCUGGAGGAGGUGGACGUGCACAUCCAGGAGAACCUGGAGGACGCUUUGGUGCAGGAGGCCCUGAGGACGGGCGUGGACCUGCUCCAGUAUUCCCGGCAUGUGGAGCUGGAGCUGCAGGAAGUGGAAAGAGCCUCCAUCCAGGACUACAUCAAGGAGAGCGAGAACAUCGCAGAGCUGCACAACCAGAUCACGGCCUGUGAUGCCAUCCUGCAGCGGAUGGAGCAGAUGCUGAGCUCGUUCCAGUGUGACCUGAGCAGCCUGAGCUGGGAGAUCCGGGCCCUGCAGGACCAGUCGGUGGCCAUGAACCUGCGGCUCCAGAACCGCCGGAAUGUCCGGGAAAAGCUGGGACAGCUCCUGGAUGAGCUCGUGGUGCCCCCGGCCAUGAUCAGUGCAAUCCUGGAGGCGCCGGUGACGGAGCCGGAGUUCCUGGAGCGGCUGCGGGAGCUGGACGGGAAGAUCGGGGCGGUGAAGGAGCAGGCGUUCCGGGACACCCUGGCCUGUGCCGACGUCCAGCACGUCCUGGACAAGCUCAAGGUCAAGGCUGUCACCAAAAUCCGGGAAUUUGUCCUGCAGAAGAUUUACUCCUUCCGCAAACCCAUGACCAACUACCAGAUCCCCCAGGAUUCUCUCCUCAAAUACAAGUUUUUCUACCAGUUCCUGCUGGGCAACGAGCGGAACGUGGCGCAGGAAUUGCGGGAUCAGUACGUGGAGACGGCCAGCAGGAUCCACUUCUCCUACUUCAAAUCCUACACUGGGCGCCUCAUGAAGAUCCAGUACGAGGAGGUGGCGGAGAAGGACGACCUGAUGGGUGUGGAAGACACGGCGAAGAAAGGGUUCUUCUCCAAGCCGUCCCUGAAGAACAGGAACACCGUGUUCACCCUCGGCAACCGCGGCAGCGUCAUCGCCCCCGCCGAGCUCGAGGCGCCCAUCAUCGUCCCCCACGCCGCCCAGAAGAGCGACCUCAGGUACCCGUUCGAGUCGCUGUUCCGCAGCCAGCACUACGCCCUGCUGGACACGAGCUGCCGGGAAUUCGCCUUCCUCUCGGAAUUCUUCCUCGUCUCCGGCAAUUCCGCCCAGGAAUUGUUCGACGCCGUCAUGGGGAAGACCCUGGCCAUGUUCCUGAGGCACAUGGAAGGGUUUGUGUCCGAUUGCUACGACGGCAUCGCCGUCUUCCUCUGCAUCCACCUCGUGCUGCGCUUCCGAGGCAUCAUGGCCAAGAGGAAUGUCCCUGCCGUCGACAGGUACUGGGGGUCUCUGCUGGCGCUGCUGUGGCCGCGCUUCGAGCACAUCCUGGAGCUGCACAUCCAGAGCAUCCAGAGCACCGACCCCCAGAAACUGGGAUUCCUGGACACGCGGCCCCACUACAUCACGCGGCGUUAUGCGGAGUUCUCCUCGGCCAUCGUCAGCAUCAACCAGACCUGCCCCAGCGACAGGAGCGACGCCCUGCUCAGCAGGCUGCAGAUGGAAGUGGAGAACCUGGUGCUCCGCGUGGCCGCCGAGUUCCCGUCCCGCCGGGAGCAGCUCGUCUUCCUCAUCAACAACUAUGACAUGAUGCUGGGGGUGCUCAUGGAACGGGCGGUCGAGGAGAGCAAAGAGGUCGAGGGGUUCCAGCAGCUCCUUUCAGCCCGAACUCAGGAGUUCGUGGAGGAGCUGUUGGCGCCCCCUUUCGGCGGCCUCGUCACCUUCGUGCGUGAGGCGGAGGCGCUGCUGGAGCGAGGGGAGGGCGAGCGCCUCAAGGGCCACGAGGCCCGGGCCACGCAGCUCAUCCGGGGCUUCUCCAGCACCUGGAAAAGCUCUGUGGAAUCCCUAAGCCAGGACGUCAUGAGAUCCUUCAGCAACUUCAAGAUUGGCACCAGCAUCAUCCAGGCGGCCCUGACACAAUUGAUCCAGUUCUACCACCGCUUCCAGAAGGUUCUGGAGCAGCCACCACUCCGGACGCUCCCGGCACGCUCCGACCUCAUCAACAUCCACCACCUCAUGGUUGAGCUCAAGAAGCACAAACCCAACUUCUAGGGGGGCCGCAAAAUCCUGGGAAUCCCCCCCAAAAUCCCUGGGAAUCUCCCAAAUCCCUGGAACCCCUGAAAUUCCCACUUUUCCACCCCCAAAUUCCACGUGGGAAUAAAGGACCAAGGCUCCCUGUGAUGGGUUAGUGCUCUGGGGGUGAGGGGAGUUUAGGGAAAGCUGAAGGACCCCGAAAUCCCUGGGAAUGCCCCUAAAAUUCCACUGACACCCCCAAACUUCCCCACUUCCCCCCCAAAUUCCAUGUGGGAAUAAAGGGACUGAAGGCUCCAA